AUUAGAUCAAAUAUCUAAAUUCACUCUUAUUCGUAUUUAGUUCUAUGCCAUGCAAUUUUCUGCCUGUAACCCCUGCCCCAAACCCGAAAAUCAAACCAUGCGGGUUCCAAUUACAAGAGGCCCGGCCGACCCGGCCCUUAAUUGGUUUAUCUAUAAGUAAUUAUAAUCAUCUUUUAGAAAGUACAAAUUCUCAAUUGACGGUUCUCUCCCGCCAUGACUACACUCCCUAUCCUCUUCCCUUCACUUUCCAUUUCCUCCAAUACCAAUAACUCUUAUAAACAAAAAACCCUACCAUUCUGCUCUCCCAAAUCACUUCAUAAAAAUCCGUACACUUCCAGAUCUUCUAGAAUCUUCUACAAGUUCCCAAGCUCAGUGUUCCCAACGGAAUCGCAAGACGAAGACGAUGACAACGAUGAUGAAGCAGCAGCAGAAGAGUAUGGCAUAGUUUCUAAUGAAGUAGUGAGUACUUCUAUAUCAAAGUCAUUGAAAGUUGGUGAUGGAUUUAUUAAUGACAACGAAGACGAAGAUGAGGGAGAUGAUGAAGAUGACGAUGAUAAUGACGAUGUUGAUGAUGAUGAUGAAGAGGAGGAAGUGUAUUACGUUGAAUCGGAUGGAGGUGAAGAGAGUGAAGAUGAAGAAUAUGAAGUAGAGAGUACUGAUAAAGUGUUGAACGUUGAGGAAUCGAAAAAGCAGAGAGUUGAUAAUCUUCGGAUUGAUGUUAGAGAGUUUGGUCAUGGAAUUAUUGAUGCUAAUGAACUUGCUUCUAUUUAUCCUUUUCGAAUUGACAAAUUUCAGCGAUUGUCGAUUCAAGCUUUUUUGAGAGGUUCAUCUGUUGUGGUGUCUGCGCCUACUAGUAGCGGCAAAACUUUGAUUGCUGAAGCUGCUGCAGUUGCUACUGUAGCAAGAGGAAGGAGAAUAUUCUAUACUACUCCUCUGAAAGCUUUAUCCAAUCAGAAAUUUCGAGAAUUUUGUGAGACAUUUGGUGAAAGUAAUGUGGGACUUCUCACUGGAGAUUCAGCUGUUAAUAGAGAUGCUCAGGUUUUAAUUAUGACAACUGAGAUUUUGCGAAAUAUGCUAUACCAGAGCGUAGGGCUUGCUUCCUCAGAUGGUGGUCUUCUUCAUGUUGAUGUAAUUGUUUUGGAUGAAGUACACUAUUUAAGUGACAUAUCUCGGGGUACUGUUUGGGAAGAAAUAGUUAUUUAUUGCCCAAAGGAUGUUCAACUUAUAUGUCUCUCAGCGACUGUUGCUAAUCCAGAUGAGUUGGCUGGAUGGAUUGGCCAGAUUCAUGGUAGGACGGAGUUGGUAACAUCAACCAAGCGUCCAGUUCCGUUGACUUGGCACUUCUCCACAAAGACAGCUUUAUUACCUCUUCUUGAUAACAAAGGAACAAGCAUGAAUAGGAAGCUGUCACUCAACUACUUACAGUAUGAUGAAUUCGGAAGUGAACUAAGAAGAAAAUCAAGAAGGCGUGAAAAUGAUGUUCGUCCCCUUUCAAAGAAUGAUAUAAGUAAUAUUCGCCGUUCACAGGUACCACAAAUUAUAGACACACUGUGGCAUCUAAAGGCAAAGGAUAUGCUUCCAGCAGUUUGGUUCAUCUUUAGCAGGAAAGGAUGUGAUGCAGCUGUCCAAUAUCUUGAAGACUGCAGGUUACUGGAUGAGUGUGAAACGAGUGAAGUUGAACUGGCACUCAAGAGGUUCCGUAUUAAAUACCCUGACGCUGUGCGUGUAUCUGCAGUGAAAGGCCUCCGCCGAGGAGUGGCUUCACAUCAUGCUGGCUGUCUCCCCCUUUGGAAAUCAUUCAUUGAAGAGUUAUUUCAGCGAGGUCUAGUAAAGGUUGUCUUUGCUACUGAAACACUUGCUGCUGGCCUCAAUAUGCCUGCCAGAACAGCUGUCAUUUCAUCUCUCAGCAAAAGGGGUGAUAGUGGACGAAUUCAGUUAAAGUCAAAUGAGUUAUUCCAAAUGGCUGGUCGUGCAGGUCGUAGAGGUAUUGAUGAAAAGGGUCACGUGGUUCUUGUUCAGACUCCGUAUGAAGGGCCUGAGGAUUGCUGCAAAAUUCUUUUUUCUGGGCUGCAACCUCUUGUUUCACAAUUUACCGCCUCGUAUGGAAUGGUACUUAAUCUCGUAGCGGGGUCCAAAGUUACCCGGAGAUCAACUGAGUUAGAUGAAAUAAAAGUCACACGAGCGGGGCGAACUUUGGAAGAAUCAAGAAAGUUAAUUGAGCAGAGUUUUGGUAAUUAUGUGGGAAGCAAUGUCAUGCUUGCCGCAAAAGAUGAGCUUGCUAGAAUAGAAAAGGAAAUAGAGACACUCACUUCAGAAAUCAGUGACGAAACGAUUGAUAGAAAGAGCAAGAAGAUCUUAACGCCGUCACAAUAUCAGGAGAUUUCUGAACUCCGGGAAGAAUUAAGAGCUGGAAAGCGUCGUCGAACUGAGUUGCGAAGAAAAACGGAGCUGGAAAAAGUGUUGUCGUUGAAACCUUUAUUAAAGGAGCUAGAAGAUGGACACCUUCCAUUCAUUUCUUUGCAGUAUACCGACAAUGACGGGGUACAACAUUUAGUUGCUGCAGUUUAUUUGGGGAAGGUUGAUACUUUGAAUACUGAAAAGCUUAAAAGUAUGGUGCGGGACAACGAUGCCUUUGCAUUAAAGGCAGCAGUGGGAGAUUUUGAACUUGGUGAUGUUAGAGGUGUUAUGCCGUGUUAUCAUGUGGCUCUUGGUUCAGAUAAUUCUUGGUAUCUUUUCACAGAGAAGUGGAUUAGAACAGUUUACAGAACAGGCUUUCCAAAUACUGCCUUAACUCUUGCUGAUGCUUUGCCUCGUGAAAUUAUGGCUGAGCUUCUUGACAAGACAGAGAUGCAGUGGCAGAAGUUAGCUGUGUCUGAAUUUGGAGGUCUAUGGUGUAUGGAAGGUUCUUUGGAGACAUGGUCGUGGAGUUUAAAUGUGCCAGUCUUGAGUAGUCUAUCUGAAGAUGACGAGGUACCCUGUCUAUCAACUCCAUUUUCGGGGGAUGGGAAGGAGGGAAGAUGGAGAAACAUCAACGUGUCGAAUACGCGAUCUUCCAUCUUACACAGUCGUUUAUUAGUAAAAUAUUUCUUUUUUCCUAGCCAAUAAAUAUUCUUAUAUGGGUUCAUAAGGACCUUAUAUACUGAGAUGUAUUUAGGUAGAUAGAACAUUCUUUGCUGUGUUCAGGACUGGUCACUAUAAAGAGUGAGCAAGAAUAAUACUCUCUUGCUUUAGCAGUGGUAUUGCAGAUCUUGAUGUUCUCUAUUUUGAGAUUUUAUCCACAUAUAGUACUGUGGUUAGAGUUGCAACUGUUAUACACUUUGGGUUGUCUGAAGUUUUACAUCCAAUUAGUUUUUCUUGAUGAAAUGCCAUUGGAUGUAAUGACAGCCUGUGGUUCUUCUUUUGGCUGAACUUUUAAAUGUUAGAACUUAGGACCCCUGAUUAUAUUGUUCCUUGUGUUACUCUCAUCAUUGUUUUUUUAUGUUGAAGUAAGAAACAUUAUAAAGGCAUCUAGGAGAUGCAAGUUAGAAACUACAAAAGUAGUGUACUUGUAAGUUCAUUUACAAGUGUCCUAAGCAAUGACUAAAGAGCUUACAAAGUCCAAAGUUUGACAUGAGAGUCAACGGGGAGUAAGCUAUCCCAGCUACAUAAAGAUAAAAGACAGAUGGCCUUAAGCUGUGGGAUUGGAGUUGAUUUUCCAUCAAAGCACCUUUUGUUUCUCUCCUUCCACGCGCACCAAAACAAGUUGAGAUCAUUCUCCAAACUUGCCUGAUGGAUUUAUCAACUUUCCAAGAGCUCCAGCUAAUGUAGGCAUCCCUUAAACUAACAGGCAUGACCCAACUGAGACCAAAAUAGCAAAAAAUAAGUUCCAGAAAUCAGCAGCCAUGGGACAAUGAAAGAAUAGAUGUUAGUCUCAUAAGCUUGCUGCCUCAUGAAGCAUCUAUUGAUGGAUACAGUGGUGGACCAGUGUGAUCGCACUCCAUGUUUAGCAGAAACCACUUCUUUCCAGAGAGCAUCAUCUUCGAUAUUGACAUAGAUAGUUGUUUCAUGAGCAGGGACUUCUUGUGGCCUGCAAGGUUCCCCUGAUACCUAAUCCUCCAAGGUAUUUUGGAAGAGUGAGUGCAGGCCAUUUUACUAGAUGGAAUUUGUUAGUUUUGUGGUUUCUUUCCCAUAGAUAGUCUCUCCUUAACUUAUCAAUUUGUAACAGUAUCUUGCUUGGGAUAGGGAGAAGGGACAAAAAAUGUGGGUCGGCUGUUAAGGACACUGUCUAUGAUUCCACCCCAUACGUCAGCCGAUUUAUGGCACCAAGAGGCAGACCUAGAUAUUUUGUAGGAAGAGAACCAGUGGAACAACAUAGUAUGCUAGCCAAGGAUUCUAAGUUACGAAUAUGGACUUCAUUAACAUUUAACAGGAUAGUUGAUGCUCUUUUGUAUGUUAAUAUGCAACCCUGAUAAGAUUUUAACAUAUGAAAUCUGAGGUUUAGGUGCAAUACCAGACAUUCCUUUGCUUCACAAAAGAUGAGUGUGUCAUCUACACAACUAAUGGCAGAUGUUUACAAGACCGCCUGGAGCUUUCCCUACGUCCAAACCUUUUAUCCAGUUAAGCUUUUUGGCUUUAGUGAGCAUUCUGCUUAAACCUUCCAUUGCUAGGAUGAAAAGAACGGGGGAGAGAGAGUCCCCUUGGUUAAUUCCUUUUUGAGGGGGAAAAACCAACUGGGUUGGAGUUGAUCAGAACAGAGUAUUUCAUGGUAGAAAUACAGAAAGCUAUCCACUUAAUCCACUUCUCACCAAACCCGAUUUGCCUUAGAAUUAAGAUAAGAUAAUGCCAAUUGAGUUGAUCAGAAGCUUUCUCAAUAUCUAGUUUGCAAAGAAUACCAGAUUUACUCUCGUCAUUAUUUAUUUUACAAGUUCCAGAGGUAAGAACUAGAGACACUAACAUAGACUUGCUGGUCCUGUAGAUCAGCUGCCAUGGAUGAAUGUCACUUAAACCACCGCCGCAAAAGUUUUCCUGUCACAACCCUUGACAUCGUUACUUAAAACUGCGGAUUUAUGCUUAACGUGUAAAUGAUGAUGAGCCAUGCUAGACAUAUGGAUUCCUCGUAAAAUGAACAAGGCAUGUUUAUUUCCUGUCCUUUUUUUUGGACUUUGUAUAUGGACUUUCAGCACACUGUUUGUGCUGUUAUAUAUACCAAAGUUACCAUUCUCCCAAAAAAGGGUUAAAGUAUGAAACUUUUGUAUUGCCAUAUAGCCUGGUAAUGGCAAAUUUGGUUAUGUCAGUAGGUCGUCAGAAUCACUUAUAUGUGUCUCUCUCUUGCACACGUCUACUUACAAAAGCAUAGCAUGUCAUUAAAAACUAGCAUUGCAUGAUAUAGCAUUUGCUUUCUUUUAGGUCUUAAACCGUGUAAGACAUCAAGGUAUUGAGCUUAACUUGUACGCUU
Capsicum annuum is the source of this 5434-nucleotide messenger RNA. RefSeq names its product DExH-box ATP-dependent RNA helicase DExH15 chloroplastic. Gene Ontology annotation, cellular component: Ski complex. The coding region runs from base 214 to 3105 and encodes 963 amino acids. Gene Ontology annotation, molecular function: nucleic acid binding; ATP binding; RNA helicase activity. The record is from RefSeq and is a predicted model, not a curated record. NCBI's taxonomy places the organism in Eukaryota, Viridiplantae, Streptophyta, Magnoliopsida, Solanales, Solanaceae. Gene Ontology annotation, biological process: nuclear-transcribed mRNA catabolic process, 3'-5' exonucleolytic nonsense-mediated decay. The transcript has 12 exons.